CGGGAAAAUAUUGUGGCCCGAUAAUGAAUUGGCGGGAACGAUCGCCUCCUCCUCGCUCCUCCCCACUCUCUCUCUCUCUUCUGUUAUAUAUAAGCUCUGCGAAUUGUUGAAGGGCUUCAUUGUCAAGGCUGUGUUGAAAAUGGCGAAGAGGAAGAAAGUUAGGGUUUCGGAGGAGCCAGCGUCUGAAGGAGAAGAAGAUCAAGAGAUGGAGUACGAGGAUGAAGUUCCAUCUUCUUCUGCUGCUAAUAAAACCCUUUAUGAGGUUCUUGGUGUAGAGAAAUCUGCUACUCAGCAGGAAAUAAAGAAAGCAUAUCACAAAUUGGCAUUGCGGCUCCAUCCUGAUAAAAAUCCCGACGAUGAGGAGGCCAAAGAAAAAUUUCAGCAUUUGCAGAAAGUAAUGGCCAUUCUUGGGGAUGAGGAAAAGCGAGCAAUCUAUGAUCAGACUGGUUGUGUCGAUGAUGCUGACCUCGCGGAUGAUGCUGUCCAGAAUCUGCAUGAGUUUUUCAGAACCAUGUAUAGAAAGGUCACUGAAGCUGAUAUUGAGGAAUUUGAAGCAAACUAUAGAGGAACUGAUUCAGAGAAGAAAGAUUUGAUUGAUCUUUACAAUCAGUUUAAGGGAAAUAUGCCUAGGCUCUUUUCUUCAAUGCUAUGUUCAGAUCCAAAGCUCGACUCUCACAGAUUCAAGGAUAUUAUUGAUGAGACAAUUGCUGCAGGCGAACUGAAAUCAACUAAAGCAUAUCGCAAAUGGGCAAAAAAAGUGUCUGAAACAAAACCUCCAACCAGUCCUUUAAGAAGGAACCGCAAAUCAAAUAAAGAGUCAGAAUCAGAUCUGUAUGCACUUAUAUCUCAGCGCCGAGUCGAAAGGAAGGGCAAAUUCGAUUCCAUGUUCUCAUCCCUAGUGUCCAAAUAUGGUGGGGGUGGUUCUUCUUCUGAACCGAGCGAGCAAGAAUUUGAGGCUGCACAAAAGAAGGUCGAGAGCCGCAGGGUCUCUCAGAAAUCGAAGCGCAAGUCUUAACUGUCAUCUUGUGGAGGUUUUGGUCCAUUUAUGUAUAAAUAUUGAUUCUGCAUACACUACUGUCUGCCAAUGCCUAAGUGUGUGAAGUAUUUGGCUGUGUCUUGAUUCAAGAUUUUAGAGCAGCAGAAGAAACAUAAUCUGACAUGUCUUGAAAUGCUUAUGUGCUUAUAUCAAUUAGACAAUAUAAAUUAUGGUGUGUCAUGGUACAAUUUGAUUGCUAAUGAUUCAAGUUUUUAGCAGCGGUGUAAUUAGAUAGACAAUCUUUAUUUGUUGAGAUAUCAUUGUUUUGAGUUGUUAAA
This is a messenger RNA of Cannabis sativa, 1314 nucleotides long. Its product is annotated as chaperone protein dnaJ 6-like. The record is from RefSeq and is a predicted model, not a curated record. Lineage: Eukaryota; Viridiplantae; Streptophyta; Magnoliopsida; Rosales; Cannabaceae. Bases 140 to 1015 code for a protein of 291 amino acids. The transcript is spliced from 8 exons.